AUAAUCGAAAGUUCAAGCUUACUUUUUAUAAAAUUGCUCUAACAGUCUGCAAAAAAUAAUAAGCCGGAUCCAAUUAGAAGAUUAAGGAACAACACAAUUUGUAGCAGUAACUGAAAAAGAUAAUUAGAUACUUUUAGCCUAGCUUAUACUGUACGUUAUACAUUAACGCAUUAUGCGUUUACGCAUGCACAGAAAGUUUGUAACUUUGAGGUCUGGAUUAUGGACGUCCGGAUUAAAGACUUUGUACUGUAUUGGGUUCAAAGCAUUCAAAUAGCGUAGUAGAACUUUGUUGCUUUCAAAAAGUUAAAAAUGUUAAAAUGUGGUUUUUUAUCAACUGAAUGUUUUGCUGAAAUCUCACAAGUAUUAAAAUAAAAAUUUUGAAAGCGAUUAAAAUUUGGACAAUCAAUUAAAAUGUGUUUAACGGUUAAAAUAGUGCUGCAUUCAGCAUAUAACUGGUUCGCCCAUCAACAGGUAUUUGUAUGUUAGCCUUGUGUGACUGAUUCUCAAUCAGGUCAGAAGGACCUGCUCCUUUCAGUUUAGAGAACAUUUUCAAUGUUCUAUUGUAGGUUUUAUAUUUUGUAAUUUAUUGUUUAUAACUGCAAUAUCCCAAAGCUUUUGCCAUUUCAUCAGAAUUUUCCUCCAAUGAGAGUGUUAAUAUCUGAAUAGGGAACGGUUUGGUUCAAUGUCCCACAGGCACAUUUUGCAGUGAUAUCUGCCAGUUUGUUUCCUUUUGGCUUGGUAUCCAGCAAUAAAGGAUCCAAUAACCUUUGGCCUUGAAACUAACAUUGAGCUUUAGCACUUCUACAAUUAAUAGAUUUGUGUUAUUCACAUAUGAUUCGAGAGCUUUUAGCUCCAUAAAUGAGUCUGUAAAUAAUGAAAUUUUUCCUAUGUUGUUUAUUUAUGAAAGAUAGAGCUAAUAGCAAAGCAACGAUGUAUGCAGUAAAGAUAGUACAAGCGAGAUGAAGUUUUCUUCAUUCAGUAUUAUUCUUGGACAUGAAGACAGAGCUGACGUGAUCCUGGGACUUUGAUCCGUCUGUAUGCACUGCAACAUAGUCUUUAUAAGCCUGUCUAUGUUCAUAGAAAAUCUGCUCUUACACAACAUGACUGGUGCUAGCUUUAGCUAAGCUGGAAAAUAUGUUGAGAAGCUCAAUGUGAGCAUCUUUCCAAGGAGGAUUUCCAAAUAUUUUACUGCUUGAACUUUCACCUCUUAGAAGCCAUGUUCUUGCAUCCACUGUUGAAUGCAUAAUCCCAAAGCAGGAAUACAAGAAAGAUGCACUUGGUAGAGCAAAUAAAACUGGCUACUAAGCACUGAGUGAUUGGCUGGAUGAUCAGGAUGCGAAAAAGUUUUUGAAAUAAUAGUGAAGAGACAACUACUCAUGUCUCAGCUGAAGGGGUGGCUCGAAACAUUCUAUAUACAAACUCUGAACAGGAGAUGUUUUGAAAGCUGCUGAACAAAUUCUCAGGGCUUGGUGAGAAACAGCAUCAAGCUUCUUAACAACAGAAGGUCGUGCCAAUCCAUAGCCAACUGAUCCGUAAUCGAGUUUGAAGUGAAUAAGAGCUCUGUAAAUUCAGAGCAUGGAAGUUUUAUCUGCUCCCCAGGAGGUAUUUGAUAAUACUUUCAAAAUGUUUAAUACUUUUAAACACUUUUUCUUUAGGUAUGAUACAUGAGAAAGGUGAGUUUCUUAUCAAAUGUUACUCCUAGAAAUUUAACUUCUACGACUACUGGAACUACUGAGCCUUCUAGGAAGACUUCUGGAUCCAGAUGAAGAUUUCUUUUAUGGCAGAAAUGGACACAAACUGUCUUUUGAUUAAAGAACAUGAAUUCGUUUUUAUUUGACCACAUUACAGAGUUACAGAUAGAUAGUUACAGCUCAAGUGCUAUCAAUAGGUAUCCACAAUGUGAACAAUAAAUUAGUACUGCUGAUAGUUAAAUUACAGGUAUAACUGAGUUAUAUAAUCAGCUGAAUAGUGCAAUAAUUAUGAAUAUGAACUAUUAGCAGAGUGACUGAUAAAAAAGUAAAAAUAAUACAUUAAAUAAGGCAAAAUACAUAAUUCAAGAAAAUAAGUAUAAACACAAAAGAACAGAAAAGGCUAACUUAAAAGCAAUUAACUACAAGUAUGGAGUAUACGGGGGCUGAAAAGUGACUUGGUGAACUGUGAAUUUUAUAACAGCUUCCUUGAAAGUUUUGCUUCAUUUGCAUAAAUUGCCUAAAGAUGGACAGUUAGAGUUUGUGUUGAAUGCCAAUUUUUACAUCUUCUAAUAGUUUUUAUUCAUUUAACUAAUUUUGUUAGAGGCGGGAAGCUUGAAAUAAAAUCCUUAAUAUAUAUUUUCGACUAGAGCACACUGUACUAAUCAUCCAGAUUUUUAGACUAGCAUAAGCCUUUAGAAAGAACUACAAAUGAGCCUUUAGAAUUAUAUAACAGCAAGCUUGAAGCCACCUUUUGAGAAUAUUUACAAUUUAAUUGGGGAAAACUGAGAAAUUACUACGUUUCUCUUUGCAUGUGCCAUUAUUGUGUAGUGAUUACCAUAUCCAACUGGUAGUUGCAAAAUCUCUAGUUCACUCCUGCUGAAAGCAUAGUUAAUUUUUUUUUAAAGUUUGUGCCUAUUUAUGUAAAUUCAAUAAAAUUUAUACUAAUUCCAUGGGGCUAGUUACAAAUUUAUUAAGUUGGACUGUUUUACCCAAUUUAAUUUUACAAAUGGUCAGGUGAGCUGCAUUUGUUUUGUAGUUCUUUUCUUUCUCCUUUUCUGUGGGAAAAACAAAUAUACUAUCUGGUUCAGGGAGUGUUUAGUUUUGGUCAAAAUUAUGCAUAAAAUUAUCAGAGUCAGUAGUUUUAUUUUAAAUUUGCAGAUUUUGAUCACUUCUUGUUAAAAAUCUAGAGAGAAUUUUUCUGUAACAUUGACGCAAAACAAAAAUUUUACGAAGUGGAUGUUUGAUUUACGAAGACUGCAUGAGAAACCUUUUUCAAAACUCUAGUAGUGGUUUCAGCAACAGAUAUACUCUAUUAGUAUAUCUGUUGCUGAAACUGUCCUCAUAGAAUUCUGUAUCUUAUUUAGAGAAAUUUGAUAACUGGUAGUAAGUUUAAGAUCAAUAUUUAAGAGAAUAAAGUCUAGUUACCUUUCUCAAACACUAUGUACACAGAAACACGAAUAAAAAUUACUUUUACUACGCUUGCUUGUAAUUUCACUAAAUAUUGUAUUGAUUACUAAAUUUUCGUCUGCAUUAUUCCCUCUUAGCUGUAACAAUAGAACUUUUACACCUUCUGUUAAUAAAUUUUAUAAAUGUUUUAAAUAUAUUUAUUUUUAAUGUAUAAUGGAUAUAAGAUUUCAAGCUAUAUCAAAUAAAUGGUAUUGUGGUAAAAAUACAAGGGCAGACCAGUGUGUAAUAAUACUUUUAUUCAGAUACUUUAUGGGUUAUUUUUGACAGUUAAAGGUAUAAAUUUUUAUAUUAUUGUUAAGCAGCAGUAUAUAUAACAAUAUAAUAAACUUCUUUGGAGCUUUUUUUUUCCUUGCAAAGUUUUCAUAUAAUUACACCACACACAUUUUUAUGAGCAGUAUAUGUAAAAAAAAUUUCUCUUGAGGGAGAGAUUUCAAAUUUCAUUAUUUUUGUGUAAAUGUAAUAAAGUCAUUUUAUAAUAAAAUAUCUAACCGAAUAUUAUUUUCCUACACCAUUUUUAUUAGUCAUAGUUAAAUUAAAUGAAGUUGUUGUAUCCCAUUCAUUAAAAAAAAAAAUCUAUUAACUUACAACUGUAGUUUGCAGCAUUUUAGAUGUAUAGGUUUAAUGCAGUUAAAUGUUAUAUACAGAUAGGCCUUGUAUGCUUAACCAUAAUCCAGUAUGUGUUAUUUCAUUUUGUAAAUGUAUGUUUUUAUUGCUUGUUGUUUUAUACGUGCUAUAAAAUGUUAAGUUUUAAGCAUGCAUUAUUUCAUACACAUUGCAGAAACAGGUGAUAUGAUACUCCAGAAAGAGCAUAUGUGCCAUGAAUCGAUUUUUGAGUGCUUGCAUAUUAUCCUGUUGACCAUGAAAGUUGGCAGAGAUUCUGCCAAAAAUGCAUCAAUCAUUGUGUGGAAUUCAGGAGGAUAUGAUGUCUCUUUAUUUAAUAAAGAAUCAAUAUUCAACCCACUUCGUGUUUACACUUCGUAAAAAGGGCUUUCAUCAGUUUCUAUUAUUUUGUUAGACCCUUCAGUUUUAUCAGAAGGUCUGUUUAAAAUGCUGUAAAUACAAACUUCAUACAGAUCAUUGCUUCAGUCUAUAAGUGUUUUGUCGGCCAUAUUCAUAUUCAGCUGACCAUAUUGUGCCUAGUACUACAUAUGUUUUUUUUGAUGGUAGGAUACCAUAAUUUUGAAAAUAAUUCAUUGCUUGCUGCUCUGUAGACGGCAGAUCCCAAAUUUUAAUCAUUUGUUUUUCAUGUACCAAGAAAAAAAAAAAAAAAAAUACAGCAAUAACAGUUAAUUUACAUUCUUGUUCAUAAAAAGUACAGAGAAUUUAUUAGGAUUACAUCAAACGAAUAUAGAGAUGUUAUAAUAUUGGUUCACGAUCUGUAACUGAUUCAAAAUUGUGCUGCUUGGCAGUAGUUUCACAGGUGACUAGAUAAUAUGUAAAUACAAAUUUUUGUUCCGAUUAGUUGAGUUUUUUGUAAAAAACAUCAUUAUUUGUGAUAAUAUAGAAGCAUCUUGCAUGUUCUGUCAACUUUGAAACCUGCCUGUUAAAUCUCUCGAAUGGUUUUGAGUAUAGCAUUUCUCUGUUUUAUCAUAAUGAGUGAACCCUGAAGAACAAAGUUUGUGUGGAAUAGAAUGCUGUGCAUACUGAUGUCGUUUUGUUGGUGUAGCAGGGAAGGAGAAAGAAUAAGGUUUUUAUUAAUUUAAACUCAGCCUUUCCCUUGAAACAUGGUAGCCAUCAAUCAACCAAUGAAUAUUGGAAUUUUGCACGGCCAGAAAUGUAGAUAUAAAAUAGCCUUUUUAAAAUUGAUGCAACUCUAAGUCCAUCCUAGAUUUCUUGAGAUAUUUUAAUAUGAAACCUGCUGUAGGAUACCAAGGACUAUAUGCAGGUAUUUUUAAAAUGCUUCCAUAGGCAUAGGGACACAAGUCUAUGAUAACUGAAUACGCAAUUUUUUGAAAACAUGUCUGUUUAAAGAGAAAGUAUUAACACAUAAAACUAAAUUGUGUGAACAACGUAUGCCAAAGAAAUAUUUUUAAUGAAACAAAGCAAUUGCUAGCAUUGGGUUUUUUUAUUGUAAAUUUUGGUUUCUUUAAAAUUAUAAAUGCUUUAUUAUUUCACAAAAACGUUUCAUUUUUAAAAUUUUAUAAUUUUUACAUGUAAUUUUACUAAACUUAAAUUGAUUUAAAAUGCGAAGUCGCUGAAGUCCCAACCAUUCUGGAUUUUACACUUUGUUCUGUAAUAUAAAUAUCUUCCAAUAUGUAAAAAUUCGUUCGGAAAAAUUUCUCACUAAGCAGAUAACUGCUUUAUGUUUUACUCUAUUAAAUUAUUUAUCUACUUUCUUUAAAAUUCGUAACUUUUUAUUAGAGUUUUUAAUUGCUUUUUGGAGGGUAUUUUAAAUGGCUGUAUAUGUAAAAAAAUCACUUGCAUUAUGUUGUAACAUUAUUAUCAAACUGUUUGUUUUUCAGAUGGAUUUCUCAGAAAUACUUUAUCGUCAAAUAUGCCUUUGAUCACUGAAUCAUCUUUUGAAGUUGAUUCGCCAGUAACUGAAAAUUGUCAUCUGCAGAGUGCAUACUAUAAAAAUAAUUUAGAAGUAGCAUCCUUUCUCUCACAGCCUUUACAUGAGCAAAAAGCUGAAUCUUUUGGCAUAUUUAAUUCAAAGGAUUUUGUUUGCAAGUUCUGUGGCAAAAGCUUCAAAAGAAAUGCUUAUUUACGUAAUCAUCUUCGUAUACAUACUGGAGAAAAGCCCUUUCAUUGUCGAUUUUGUCCAAAAGCUUUUGCCUCUCAACCAAAUCUUAUAAGGCAUCUUUAUAUUCAUACUGGGGAAAAACCAUAUAGUUGUCAGUUGUGCUGUAAAAAAUUUAUCAGGCGUGAUCAACUUGCUAUCCAUUCAUGUAAUCCAAGCACAGAUAAGAAAAGGAAGAAACCAACAGCUACUGGUGUUAGCUUAGGAAAACCUGAAGGCAUUAGAAGGAUUUGUGAUGAUAAUUAUGUAUCUCCUGAUGCACAUCCUGUUGAUGUUAAUAUUACUGAUUAUUGCGGGAAAGUGUUUUCUACAAAUGACAUUUUAAAACAGCAUCAUUUACAGCAUUCUGGUAUGCAGCACCAACAAAUAAAGGUUAUUCCCUUCACUUGUGAGCACUGUGGAAAAAAUUUCAAUAGAAGAGGUAACUUAAACACACAUUUACGUGUUCAUACUGGACUUAGGCCUUUUCAGUGCCAACUAUGCGGCAAAACAUUUUCCAUGAAGCAUCAUUUAAAUGAUCAUAAACGAACUCAUACAAAAGAAAGACCUUUCAAAUGCAAUUAUUGUAUGGCAGCUUUUGCAACUAAAUCUAGAUUAAAAUCUCAUGUAUGUGCUAGACAUGGAUGCAAGGGAAUGUAUCCAGAACUUGAUGCAGUGCUUUCAGAAAGCAGUGUCAGUUUCUUUGGAAAACAGCAAUUCAUCAUGAAAACAACUGGAAAUAAUUUCACCUGCAAGUAUUGUGGAAAGGUUUUUAGCUACAAAAGUCAUUUCAGAAUCCACCAGUAUGUUCACACUGGGGAAAAACCAUUUGCUUGUGAUACAUGUGGAAAAAAAUUUAGCCAAAAGAGCAAUCUGAAUGUUCAUCUCCGUAUUCACUGUAGAUAUUAAUUAUUUUAUUGGAAUUAUAUAUAUAUAAACUAUGUAACUAUUUUAUCCAUAUGACAUUUAUUUUCAUUAUGUUUUUAGUCUAAUAUAUUGUUCAAUAAACAUUCUUCCAUGUUUAAAACACAGAAUGUGUGCUUCUACCAGUUGUAUCACAUGAGGAAAUUUUGCUUUGAAAAAGUCUCUCUUUCUUCACAUUAAGAAUAAAAUAAAGCAAGCAUAUUGAUAAUGACUUAUUUUGCUGUGAAACUGCUAGGGUUAUUGUACGUAUUAGAAUUGAUCGAGUUGCAGAGUAUAUUUUAACUUGGGAAGAAGCAAGUCCUGUACUAGAUUAUUAGGAAGAAAUAUUCAAGUUGAGUAAUGUGCUGUUAUAGUAAACUUAUUUGGAAAAUACAGCAGUGAUAUUUUACUUUUUAAUAUUCUAAUUUAAUCUCCAUUUUUAGCAUUUUAAUUUUAGUGAUAUGGUGGUAUUGUAUAAUUAUUUGAAGGUGAAAUAUUUGUGAUCUUAUUCUUUUAUCAUUGACCAUAUGUUGUUUUACCCAAUUUGUUCUUUUUGUAGUUUUUAUAAUAUUGUUGUUGACCUUUUAAUUACUUUAAAAAACUAUGAUUACAUAGCACAGUCCUUUCCCAACCUAAGUACCAUGAAAAUUUUAACCUCAGAUUCCUGAUUACGAAGCCGCCUUCUUUGGAAGGUUAGGCUGCUGAAUGGUUCCUUUGUACUCUGUUGUUCUUUUGUUAUGCACUUAUGAAGGCAUCGUUCUAGGACAUCACAGGCAGUCUCUUUCUAUCAUUUCCACCUCUGCAUUUUGCCUGUAUGACACAGAAAAUCAUUAUGCUGCUUCAGUUCCAACUUGGCUGUUGUGAGAGUACUAGGUCGAUUGUUUCACAACAUGCUAUUUAAAUGCUUUCAGGUGAAUGUACAGUGUUGCUAAGUUGUCUGUGUAAAAUAUUUCAGCAGAAAUGACCUAAUUGUGUCUUUUUUUGAAUUUGUGUUUUAACAAGUGUGAUUGUUUGUAUAACAUAAGUCAGAUUGUUAUUAUUUGCAAACAAAGACUUUAUUUCCUGUUACCCUACAAGAAAGAAGUACCUUCACGUGAUGAAAUAAACAAUGGUGAAUCAUUUUUCCUUAUAAUUAACCAUUUUUUUUGUAUGCAAUCAAAAAAUAUUUGAGAUAUUUUGACAAUGGGCACCGCAUGUGUAAUUUGUAUAGCUUGAACGUAGUAAUUAUAAACAUUUCUGUCAACAGAAUGCCUGUUGAGGAAGAAACUAAAAUCUUUCCUAAUAUGAUUUUGUAAAUUUUUGUAUUUCAGAUGCCCAAGUUAUGAUGCUUAUUUUGUAUCUUCUAUUAUAAAACAAUUUUUUUUUAGUUUUAUGUGGUUUACAUAUCAGUGGUGCCAAGAAAAUUGCAUUAACAUCUUUCUACCAAACCUCAUUCAUACAUAGAUACGGAUUUUAACUAUUUCAAACAUCUGCAAACUCAAAUUCAGAUGCAAAGUUCAGUAUUGUUCUAGUUUGCAAUCUACUGCUUUUAUUUACUUAUUUAUUUUUUGGAUGAUACCACUAAAAUUAGUUGUUGGUUUAAUCAUUUCUUUUCCCUGCCAUUUUAUUGUAUGUUUGAAUAUGAAUAUUUAUUGCAUAUUCAAUUUAGUUACAAUCAUCAAACCUUAAACCACCAAAAGAAAGUUUAUCAAUCCUACAGAUGAUACUAAUUUGAAUUAAUGGAAUCAAUUUAAUUUAUUCUUAAUUAUUUGUAUUUAUUUUCAUAUUUAAAAAUAGUAUUUUAAUGGUACCAUCUAAAAAAUAACUAACCAAAACAAUAGAUUUCAUACUGCAUCAUUAUCCUAAGUUCUUUCAUGAAAUCAGACACAACAGUAUCAAAUCAAGCUGUAGGAGUAAGUUUCAAGUCAUUUUUCUUUUAUUAGCUUGUGUGGAAAUUGUCAAAAUUAUCCCUUGGAAUUGAUGAAGUAAAGGUUUUUGGAAAAGGUGCCACUUUCAAAUAAUAUGAUCAGCGGGUACAUUGAAAGCAUGUUGGUUAGCAUAGAAAUAUCCAAGAAAUUUGUGAAGUUGAAAAAUGUUCUGUACAGGUUGAUGAAUCAACAGCUGUUAGCAAUUAUUGUAACCUAAUUGUACUUGUUCUCAUUCCCAAUGAAAAAGAGUAUUAUUUAUUCUGCAAAGAAUUUCAGAGACAGAAAGUGGGAAAGAAAUCUUUAAAGUGAUCAAUGAGUAUUUUGAUAUGAAAUCUGAUUAACUGAAUUCUAGGUUACUGCAAAAAAGGGGUUUCCAUUCAUCAGUGAAAGUGUAAUUAUUUUUUUACCAUUUGUUACAACAUACGUGUUUGAGCACAGUUUUAUUUCUGUGUUUACUCUGGAGAAUUUAAAGAGAUAAUCAUUGAAAAGUUGUGAUCAUAAAUUGCAUAUAAUGCUUUUGAUCAUGGAGCCAGAUGUAGAAAAGCUGUAUUCAGAGAAACUAGUAUGUCACCGAGAUAAGAAAGUAAUAAUAUAUUAAUUAUGGCAAAAGAGUAUACUAGCAAUAUAACAAAUAUUUAAAAUGUUUAUUUUUUCAUUCAGUUUUUAUUUGCUAAUUUAUACUACAUAUAGUCAGUAAUUCUUUUGUGUGUAAUUAAUUUUAAUUUUCUAUUUUCAUAUCAUAAUUAUAUAAAAUAAGUAUUAUAAAAAAUUAAUCACAGUUUUAGUCAGUCAAAUCUGACCUAGACCUUCACUGGGGAUGUAUAAAUUAGGUAUUUUCAUUCUACUUGUUUCAUAUUUAUGAUUGCAUAAGAAGACUUAUUCGAAAGGAAUGUCCAGAUGGUAUGUUUCAUUGUUAUAAUGAGAAAUAUUUGAGAGGAUCUUACUUUGAGUCCUAGUAUAAAUUAGAAGAAAUUUAUCAUGUUGAUAGAAAAACGAAUGACAUAGCAUGUCAUGAACAUUAUUCUUCUAAUGUGUGCCGGGAUAUUAUUUAUGCUUGUAUGGUGUGCUUUGACAUGAAAAAAAGUUGGAAAGCACUGAUGCAGAUUUUAGUUUCUUUUUCUAAUAUGUAUAUUUUAUAAAUUAUCUGAGAUGAUUUUAAAAACACAAAAGAUUAAGAAAUAGCAAAAAUAAUAUUAAUGACUAUGUACUAAUGUUAGAUGACUUUUUAAUUUGAUUAUUACAAAGUUCUUUCCUUUUAAUAAGUAUAAAAUUAAUUAUUAAUUAAGUAUAAAAUUUUAAAAGAAAUAUAUUACUAACCAUAAUGAAAUCUAGGAAAUUAAAUAACUGUGAAAAUCAAGGUUUUUUCCCCUAAAUAUAGUAUUUAUACAGAGACCUGGAGGGACAUCUAUAAAAUGCACAGUAUCAAAGAAGACGAAAAGUUUUAAAAUUUAGUUUUCCUGUUGCUUUUAUUGGAAUGAUUCAGGAUUGUUUCAAUACAGUCUACCUGGUAAUAUCUGUUAUUGAUGUUCAAGUUUUACAUAUUGUUCUUAGCCAGUGAUGACUAUUUAAGAAGUCAUAAUCUUUGAAAUCAGUGCCCAUGCUAAUUUCAUGAAUAGUAUGAGCAUCCAUAAUACUGCAGUUUGAAUUUGAAGAAAGUUCAUUGUGUUUACACCUGCAUGCAUCUGUCAUUAUGGGUUAAGCAAAGGAGAAGAUCUUUAAAUGGUAUUUAAUCUUUGUUUCUACAAUUUUAUGUAGAAAGUCUGCUUCUCUGUUUCUUUUGAAAAUAUGGUAUCCCAAAAGACAUAAUAGACAAGCAAGGACAUAGGACUGUAAUUGUUACAGCUGAUCAACAAGUUAUAAAAUGAUUUCGUAGCUUUCUUCAUGCUUUAUAAUGAAUGAUUUCUUGUGUAUGGAGAUCUGUUCUUGUUGCUCCAAUACUGUCCAAAUUUAAAUUUUAAAAUACUGUAUUAGUAUAUUUAAUUUGAAAUAUUUUAUGUAUCACAAGAACUCUUAUGAACACGUACUAAACUGUGGCAUUAAAAGUAAAUUAAUUUUAAAAAAUCUUAAAACAAAAACUGUAUCUCUAAGGUGGGUAGGGAAAUGAAUGAAAGGCAGCUAGUCUUUUGUAGUUUUAUUAUAGUUUGCAUGUUUUCUUUAAACCCGUCUGGAAUUAUAAUAUAUAUACAUAAUAUCAGUUCCUUUUCAAAUGUAGUUUGCUAAAUAAGUGCCAUAUUACCGUAUAUUUCCAAAUAUAAGCCGAAAGUGCUUUUUUCUUCAAAAAUAUACCCUAAAUACAAAACCCGUAUAUAAGCGGAAAGGAGGGGAUGGGAGAAAAUGUAUGAAGAUGUUGCCAUGAGAGUGAAAUGUUAAUGUUGCCAACUAGGUAAAACGAGUGGAAUAUUUUGCACUAUUUGCACAUGCUCUGGCGGUGACCCUGUGGUAACCCUGCUUGAAGCUCACACAUUUAUUCUAUUCAUUAUCUUGUAUACAGUCUGUAGUAUAUGUACUAGUCUUAUUCUCCUUGAAAGUGAGCUGGGAAAUAUAGUAGAGUUCCGCAAACUUGGCAUUAUGUGGGCUGAGAGACUGGGGAGCUUAAGAAAAGUCGAGUUUUGCAGAAUAAGGGGUAGGUUUUUCGGAGCCCUUUAAUAUUUAACCCUUUGACAUCCAACACCUAAAUCCAUUGUAAUUUUGUUUACACUUUUCUCUUUCUCCAUUCUCUUUAAAGCAUCUAGUUUCAUUUCCAUUGAUUGUCACAUUAGUUUGUUUUCUUUUGAAUGACAUUUUCACUUCACAGAAUAUCAAAAGUUCCCCAAAAUAUGUAACAUUUAUACACCUCGAUGUGAACUGAGGAAUGAUACUCGCAAUGAACUGGUGUGAGAUUAGUUUGUAGUAAGAUGCAGUCACAAAACUUCAGACAAGUCUCCUAACAUUUUGCAACCAUAGAAAGGAAUGUGAGCCAGCCGCUAUCUGACUUUCUUUUCAUCGUCAAAAGAAGGAAAAAGCAUUGCCAAGUAUAACAACAUAUCUUGAAAUUUGUUAGGCAGUUCCAAGAGUUAAUGGUACAAUGCAAAAAUGGCAAAAAUUACAGAAAAAGAACACAGAAAUCAUGUGCAAUAUUUGCUCUGUUUGGGGGCUAGAGUUAUUUAAAAAAGUUCCUGAAAAGUUGUUGAGUUUGCGGAACUCUAUCGUAAUUUUUUAUAGGGCAAAUUUCAAAUGAUAGAUGAUUGAAUUUGCUAAAAAUUCUAACAAGAGUAUGGCUGCUUGGCAUUUCUAUGUGAAUAAAAAACAAGUUUGAGUGUGAUGAAAGACGGACGCAAAUUUCGCUAACAGACAUUUCAUUUUGUCAAUAAACCAGCAUUAUAAACAAUUUCGAAAAUAAAACAGCUGAUUUUCAUAAAACGAAUAACUAAUUUCAUAAAAAGUAAUUUCUUUAUAAAUUUAAUAUAAACUAAAAUAAUAAAAAAGUGUGAUAUUUAGUGAUUAAUCGCUUGUGCCUAGUUAAUGGAAAAGUACUUACAUUUUUUGCAAAAAUUAGUGGAUCCAUGUAUAAGCUGACCCCCCUCCCCCAACUUUAGAAAGGUUCUAGAAUUUUUCGGAUAUACACACGAAAAUAUGGUAUUUGUAUUUUUGGUUUCUUGGUUAAAUAUAUAUUUAUUGUAAAAUGCAAAUAAUUCACUUUUAUCUGCAUUCUUUGUAUUUUUAACUGGAGUAUUUUCUUAUGCAGUGUUUAUGUGUUGCUGCUUCCUAAUCUUGCACGAAUAAUUCUGAAGAUAAAAAUGAAAAUUUUCAGUAGAUUAUA
Molecule: messenger RNA, 12486 nt
Organism: Stegodyphus dumicola
Lineage: Eukaryota; Metazoa; Arthropoda; Arachnida; Araneae; Eresidae
Product: protein odd-skipped-related 1-like
Biological process (GO): regulation of transcription by RNA polymerase II; embryo development
Cellular component (GO): nucleus
Molecular function (GO): RNA polymerase II transcription regulatory region sequence-specific DNA binding; DNA-binding transcription factor activity, RNA polymerase II-specific
Source: RefSeq, a predicted model, not a curated record